This is a messenger RNA of Ochotona princeps (American pika), 7979 nucleotides long. It is a transcript of the gene GON4L, whose product is annotated as gon-4 like. The transcript has 33 exons. The record is from RefSeq and is a predicted model, not a curated record. Gene Ontology annotation, molecular function: transcription coregulator activity. Bases 390 to 7085 code for a protein of 2231 amino acids. Gene Ontology annotation, cellular component: nucleus. Gene Ontology annotation, biological process: regulation of DNA-templated transcription. Lineage: Eukaryota; Metazoa; Chordata; Mammalia; Lagomorpha; Ochotonidae.
UUGAGACCAACACGCAGAGGCAGACGGCUGUGGAUCUCUACAAAAGUCUGCAGCUUCUGCUCCAAGACUGGCCUCAGCUGUUGCGGGACUUUGCUGCCUUCCUGUUACCAGAGCAGGCUCUUGCCUGUGGCUUAAGGUCCCGCGGCAGUGAGACCCAAGGAAAGGAUGCCUUCUGCAACAGUUUGCCAGUAAGUGACGUGUUUCCGCCGUGGCGUCAUUCAGCCCUUAAGUAGGAUGGCGCUUUGAGCUGGCGCCUGCGUGUGGACAGCCGGUCGCUGCGUUGGGCGAGUCGGGGGCGCGCCCGUCCCCGUCUGCCGUUGGCUGGCUUCCGGCGAUGCGGAGAGCGGGUUUCCGCGGGACCAGGAGGGAGCUGAAGUGGGGCUUUGAACAUGUUGCCCUGUAAGAAGAGAAGAACGAUGAUGACAGAGUCCCCACAGCACCAGGGUGGCCAGAAGGAAGAUGCCAUAGAGAUGGACCCUGCCGUUGAGCUACAACCUUCCCCAGUGACAGACUUGCAGUCUGUGUCGCUGUCCUGGGGUGCAGGACAUGACAGAGCAGCUGGCCUGGAAGCGACAUGCGUGCAAAUUGCAGCAGCUCAGGCCGGAGGGGAGCAGCCGUCUGGGAGCUGCCGGACGCUCAGCCAGGACGCUGCCUUUGCGGGUCUGGAAGGUGUUGGUGUGGACCUGUCUCCGGGAGCCGCCCUUCAUUCCUUGGAGUCUUCCCCUGUCCUGAAUGCACCCCUGGGCAAAGGGAAGUUCCAGAGCCCUGACUCAAGAGGAGGGAAGAAAACAGCCCUGAGUUCUGGGCCAGCUCCCCAGGAAGACCGAGGUGACCAUCUUGGGCAGGAGGAGUCUUGUUCUGGAGAGUCUAAUGAAGAAGGCCAGGAAGCAGGAGGAAAACCUCAAAUGCUUUCUGGAGAGGUGCUGCCUUCCCUGCUCUCAGGCAUCCAGGCUGUGAAGCCUGUUGUCCAGCCCAGGAAAUCCUCCCCGCCAGAUGUCUGCACCUCUCCUCAAGAAAAGCCCAUCAGGACUGUGGCUCCCCAAGCCGAGGAGGAGACCGAGGAUGGUGGACUCUUUAUUCCGAUGGAACAAGACAAUGGAGAAAUUGAGAAAAAGAGAAAAAAGAAGAAAGGUACCAAGAGGAAACGAGAUGGAAAGGAUCAAGAAGAAGGGACCUCAACUUAUGACCUGAAACUGGAUGACAUGCUUGACCGUACGUUGGAGGAUGGUGCCAAGCAGCACAACUUAACUGCAGUCAACGUACGGAACAUCCUCCAUGAAGUAAUCACAAAUGAACAUGUGGUAGCUAUGAUGAAAGCAGCCAUCAGUGAGACGGAAGACAUGCCGAUGUUUGAACCUAAGAUGACACGCUCUAAAUUGAAGGAAGUGGUGGAGAAAGGAGUGGUUAUUCCAACUUGGAAUAUUUCACCAAUUAAAAAGGCCAAUGAAAUUAAGCCUCCUCAGUUUGUGGAUAUUCAGCUUGAAGAAGAUGAUUCCUCAGAUGAAGAAUACCAGCCAGAUGACGAAGAGGAAGAUGAGACUGCCGAAGAGAGCUUAUUGGAAAGCGAUGUUGAAAGCACUGCUUCGUCUCCGCGAGGUGCAAAGAAAACCAGAUUGAGGCAGGCUCCAGAGAUGGCUGAGACGGAUGAGGAGAGUGGCCCGUUAUCAGAGCAGGCUGAGAAAGUUACCACACCUGCUAUUAGGCACAUCAGUGCUGAAGUGGUACCCAUGGGGCCCCCGCCCCCACCCAAGCCAAAACAGACUAAGGAUAGUGCUUUCAUGGAAAAGCUGCAUGCAGUAGAUGAAGAACUGGCUUCCAGUCCAGUCUGCAUGGAUUCUUUCCAGUCCAUGGAUGACAGUCUGAUAGCAUUCCGCACCCGUUCUAAGAUGCCCCUGAAAGAUGUCCCCCUGGGUCAGCUAGAGGCGGAGCUCCGUGCCCCUGACAUUACUCCAGAUAUGUAUGACCCCAAUACGGCUGAUGAUGAAGACUGGAAGGUGUGGCUAGGGGGACUCAUGAACGAUGACGUGGGGAAUGAAGAUGAGGCCGAUGAUGAUGAUGACCCAGAGUACAAUUUCCUGGAAGAUCUUGAUGAACCUGACACCGAGGAUUUCCGCACUGACCGGGCCGUGAGAAUCACCAAAAAGGAAGUGGAGGAGCUGUUUGAAACAUUCCAAGAUGAGAUGGGCUUCUCCAACAUGGAAGACGAUGGCCCGGAGGAAGAGGAGCACGUGGCCGAGCCGCGGCCCAAUUUCAACACGCCUCAAGCCCUACGGUUUGAGGAACCUCUGGCCAACUUGUUGAACGAGCAACAUCGAACAGUGAAGGAGCUCCUUGAACAGCUGAAGAUGAAGAAAUCCUCAGCUAAGCAGCCACAGGAGGUAGAGAGGGCUAAGCCUCGGCCCGAGAAGGUUCCUCAGACCCUGAUUCUAGACGCAGCCCAGAGGAAGAGACUGCAGCAUCAGAUGCAGCAGCAUGUUCAGCUCUUGACGCAAAUCCACCUUCUUGCCACCUCCAACGUCAGUCUCAGCUCGGAAGCUAAUACCACCAAGAUAUUUCUUAAAGAGCUGGGAGUCUUUGCCCAGAGUUCCAUCGCCCUUCACCAGCCGCUGAACCCCACGUUUCACACGUUGUUCCAACCGUGUAACUUGAUGGGAGCUAUGCAGCUCAUUGAUGACUUCAGCACACAUGUCAGCAUCGACUGCAGUCCUCGCAAAAUUGUCAAGAAGCCUGCCUCUGAAUUUCCCUGUUUGCCUAAGCAAGUGGCUUGGAUCCUGGCCACCAGCAAGGUUUUCAUGUAUCCGGAGCUCCUGCCAGUGUGUUCCCUGAAGGCAAAGAAUCCCACGCAUAAGGUGACCUUCACCAAGGCCGAGGACAAUCUGCUAGCUUUAGGACUCAAGCAUUUCGAGGGGACUGAGUUUCCUAAGCCGCUGAUCAGCAAGUACCUCCUGCCCUGCAAGAGUGCCCACCAGCUGACCGUGAGGAUCAAGAAUCUCAGCAUGAACCGAGCCCCUGACAACAUCAUUAAAUUUUAUAAGAAGACAAAGCAGCUGCCUGUGUUACUGAAAUGCUGUGAAGAGAUCCAGCCGCAUCAGUGGAAACCACCUGUAGAGCGUGAAGAACACCGGCUCCCCUUCUGGCUAAAGGCCAGUCUGCCUUCCAUCCAGGAGGAACUGCGCCGCAUGGCUGGUGGUGCGAGAGAGGAAGCACAUGUGACCGGAACCCCUGAGAUCAGUGCAGAGCAAGGAGUGGACAAAGGUGGAGCAGAGAUGGGCAGAGAAACCCAAUACCCAUUGCUGUUGCCCAAAGGUGUAGUUCUGAACCUGAAGCCAGUUGCCAACAAGUUUUCCAGGAAGGCUUGGAGACAGAAGCGAUCGUCAGUGCUGAAGCCCCUGUUGAUCCGGCCUAGCCCAUCUCUUCAGCCCAGCUUGAACCUCGGGAAAACUCCAGCUCGGUCAACUCAGUCAGAAGCUCCUCCCAGCAAAAUGUUCAGGAUUCCUCAGCUGAUCCAGCCGGCCAUUGGCACUCCAUCAAUUCCAGGUGUGCCUCUUGGGGUCAGUGCCCUGGAUAGUUUUGAAUCCCCGGUAGUGUUUCCUCCUGUGUCCCCUGCAGUCAGGCCCAGCUUCCCCUUAUCUGAUUCCCAGACCCUGAUCUCACCAGCCCCUGCACCCAAGAUAAUGCUACCCUCACUUGGCCCAUCCAAGUUUCGCAAGCCAUGUGUUAGACGGAGACCCUCAAGAAGAAAGGGGUCCAAGGCUUCCCCCUGCCUGAAGACCGCCCCCCUCAUCCCGUCUGCACCUGUCAUCUUCACUGUUCCUGCCACCACUGUGAAGGUUGUGAGCCUCGGCAGUGGCUGCAACGUGAUCCAGCCUGUCAAUGCUGCUGUGGCCCAGAGCCCUCAGACCAUUCCCAUCACCACCCUCUUGGUGAACCCCACGCCUUUCUCUUGUCCGCUGAACCAGCCCCUUGUGGCUUCCUCCAUCCCGCCGUUAAUAGUUUCUGGCAACUCUGUGAAUCUUCCUGUACCCUCCGCCCCUGAGGUUGAGACCCCAGGGAGUGUGGACAUUGCCUGUCCCUUGGUUGAAGGGCAGAGUGCCUUUCAAAGCCCAGUGCCCAAGCUUGAGCAGCAGGACCAAUCUCCUGUGUGUGCCUCUGUCUUCCCAAAAGAGGAGCACAGUCCAGGCCCUCCAGUAGCAAAUAGAGAAAGCCAGGAAGGUUUGUCAGAGAACUGUGCCUAUUGGACUAUUGUGAAAACAGAGGAGGGGACGCAAAUGCUGGAGCCUCCUCCUCCUCGCAUCCAGGGACAUCUGAGCUGUGGCCCUGGGGCUCUAGAGGAAAUGGUCAAGUUGGAACCUGAGGAUGCUGGGGAGGAAGUCUCCUGUAGAGCUCCUGCACAGGACAUUAGUGAUGGAAUCAAAGAAGAACGCUGCGUGGAAAUGGACACUGGCUCUGCAAGUGAGGAGUUGAGUAGUGGUAGGGCUGUGACCAGGCCAACUGUGUUGCGGAAGGACAAUGAUCAGGGGCCACCAUCUCUAUCCCCUUCCGCCUGUCAUGAGCCUCCUGAGGAAGGGAACUCAGGAGAAGUGAGCAGAGGAUCGCCAAAGAAUGCCUCAUCCUCUAUGGACCCAGACAUACCGCUUAGCAGCACCCCCAAGAAGCCAGAAGAGUCAUCCAGUGUGGAUGGGCAGUUGAUGGCCAUCUCUGCUGUGCCAGAAACUGGGGGAGAGAAGGAUGGGCCUGAGGAAGAGGAAGAAGAGGACUUUGACGACCUCACCCAAGAUGAGGAAGAUGAGAUGUCAUCAGCUUCCGAGGAAUCGGUGCUUUCUGUGCCUGAGCUCCAGGAAACUAUGGAGAAACUGACAUGGCUGGCGUCUGAGAGGCGGCUGAGUCAAGAGGGUGAGUCUGAGGAAGAGAAUUCCCAGGAGGAGAACUCCGAGCCAGAAGAAGAGGAAGAAGAGGAAGCUGAAGGGGUGGAGAGUCUGCCGAAAGAGGAUGAAGUGACCGAGGAGGCGGUUGGACACGCUGCUGAGGAGCCUGCUUCGACCUUCACCUCAGCCGAGACUGCUCGGGAGGUGGAGCCCAGCAGCACGCCCCCAGGUGAGAGCGUCAAAGCCGCUGCCGCCAAGAGCCGGAGCAGUCAUCGAGCUCGCAGCAAGCGGGGGAGUCGUGCUCGCGCCAGCAAGGACACCUCCAAGCUGCUGUUGCUCUAUGAUGAGGACAUUCUCGAGCGGGAUCCACUCAGGGAGCAGAAGGACUUGGCCUUUGCCCAGGCUUAUCUGACCAGGGUUCGAGAAGCUCUACAACACUUUCCUGGGAAAUAUGAGGACUUCCUUCAGGUCAUCUAUGAAUUUGAGACCAACACGCAGAGGCAGACGGCUGUGGAUCUCUACAAAAGUCUGCAGCUUCUGCUCCAAGACUGGCCUCAGCUGUUGCGGGACUUUGCUGCCUUCCUGUUACCAGAGCAGGCUCUUGCCUGUGGCUUAUUUGAGGAGCAGCAGGCCUUCGAGAAGAGCCGCAAGUUCCUGCGGCAGCUGGAGAUCUGCUUUGCGGAGAACCCCUCCCACCACCAGAAGAUCAUCAAGGUGCUGCAGGGCUGUGCAGACUGCCUGCCCCAGGAGAUCGCCGAGCUCAAGACGCAGAUGUGGCAGCUGCUCAAGGGCCAUGACCACCUGCAGGAUGAAUUUUCCAUCUUCUUCGACCAUCUGCGCCCUGCUGCUAGCCGGAUGGGUGACUUUGAAGAGAUCAACUGGACAGAGGAGAAAGAGUAUGAGUUUGAUGGUUUUGAAGAAGUGGCACUGCCUGAUGUGGAAGAGGAAGAAGAACCUUCUAAGAUACCCACAGCCUCUAAGAGCAAAAGAAGAAAAGAGAUGGGGGCCCAAAACCAUGAUAAGGAGACAGAGUGGCCAGAUGGCGCCAAGGACUGCACCUGUUCCUGCCAUGAGGGAGGUCCUGAUUCCAAGCUGAAGAAGAGCAAAAGGAGAAAUUGUUGCCAUUGUAGCAGCAAGGUCUGUGAUAGCAAAUCCUGCAAGAGCAAGGAGCCUCAGGAGUUGGUUGGCAGCAGCCCUCAGCGAGCAGCCAGUCCUGGGCCUGGUGCUAAGGAAGCUGGGCGGGGCAAGGACGUGAUGGAUGAGGAAGCCUCAGAGGAGCAUGCAAGCCCAGAGGCCAACCAGAGCCGGCCUGGCAGGCCCACCAGGAAGGCGGAGGUGCCUGUUCCCUGCCUGGCGGCAGGGAGCACCUUGGCAUACCCCUGUGAGGCAACCGUCCCAGAACGUCUUCUGGAUGUCCCUCGACCUGGCUCCCCUGAGAUUCCACAGAUCCCUCCCAAAACUGGAACUGGACUGGUCACCAUUGGGAGCAACCAUGCUGGGCCUGAGGGACUCCCCUGCCCCAGUGCACCCUCCAGACCUCAGAAGGACAAGCACCAGGAAGUGGAAGGGGCAGAGGCUUCCACACCGCUUUGGGAUACAUCCAAAACUGAGAAAUCAUCAGGUACUGGUGAACCAGCUGCUUCCUUCCCGAGUCCUGUCUCUUCGAGGACCAGAGACGUAAGGAGAAGACAGGUGUCUGCGAAAGUAGAGGCUCCAGAGAGCCAGCCGCACUCGAGCGGUGGCAGCACGGAGGCGGCAGACAGGACUCCCCCAGCCCCUGCAUCCUCAUCAGGCAUGGACACCACAGAAACAUCUCCCAAAACCUCUAAAGGGGCUUUGCUUAAAGACGCUGGGUUACCGGGCAGGGGCCCAGAAGGGGAGCACCCGCUAAAGGCCACAGAAGCUACUGUGUGUGCCAACAACAGCAAGGUCAGCUCCACGGGUGAGAAGGUGGUCCUGUGGACGAGGGAAGCCGACCGCGUGAUUCUCACCAUGUGCCAGGAGCAAGGGGCGCAGCCACAGACCUUUAGCAUCAUCUCACAGCAGCUGGGCAAUAAGACCCCUGCUGAGGUGUCCCAUCGCUUUCGUGAACUCAUGCAGCUGUUCCACACGGCCUGUGAGGGCAGCUCGGAGGACGAGGAUGACGCGACCAGCACCAGCAAUGCGGACCAGCUCUCUGACCAUGGGGACCUUCUGUCCGAGGAGGAGCUGGAUGAGUGAAGCCUGGUGCAUAGGGGUUCAUCUGCGCAGGACCACAUCCCCCUGAUGUCAGGGGAAAAGGGCAGCCCCCUCAUGGAUCCGGUCACUGAGUUCAGCACAAGGGGUGGCUGAGCAGGGGCUCAGGGCUGAAGGAGGCUGGAGGCCUCAGGUGGGCUUGGGAUCUGUCCUCUGCUGCACUAUUCAGGGCCUUUCAAGUACCUUGCACACCUACUUUGUGAGUAGCUCUGAGGGAGUGGGGCUCAGUGCUUUCUCUGUUCCUUUUUUUUUUGGUCUCAUGUCACAUAUUAAUUGCCCUAAGUAUAAUGAAGGCAUAUGAUGGUGUAUCCACUCCCAAGAAGUUGAGCUGCACUGCCUCAAGACACUGGGCUUGGCAUCUGGCAGUUUUUAUUGUAAACUAGCUCUCCCCGACCAUUCCCUGGGAUGCCUAGUCUGUGAGGCCAUCCCCCUCCUGGUAGCACUGAGCCAGGCUAUGCAGAUCCUGCCGCAGCUCCUCCACGUCAUCCAGCUCCACUCCCGCGUCCAUGAAGCUGACCCAGCGCCGCAGGUCGAGUGCUGUGAGCUCCCUGGCCAGGCCUCCCAGAGUCCGGUGCAAGGUCGAAGUGGAGCACAGGGCCCCCAGCACAGGGAUGCUGCUCCGUGCUGUGGAGGGAGGGCAAAAGGAGAGCUAAGAAGGAACUGUGCUUGGUAUCAGGCCUGGGCUGCCAGGUGCUGCCAGGGCAAUCCUGGCCCUGGGUGGACCCGACCAAAGUAAACUCAGUCACUGUGUGUACUACUGUCCCCUUAGUGUGCCAGCCUCUGGAGUGAGGCUGCCUGGCAGGAGCUGGAGUGGGGGCUUGUGCACUUGUCAGUGCUCUGCCCAGGCCAGCAGACAGUAAAACCCUUCUUGUGCUUGCA